Molecule: messenger RNA, 4635 nt
Organism: Talaromyces marneffei
Lineage: Eukaryota; Fungi; Ascomycota; Eurotiomycetes; Eurotiales; Trichocomaceae
Exons: 5
Coding region: 1-4635 (1544 amino acids)
Source: RefSeq, a predicted model, not a curated record
AUGAUCGAUGCCCAACAUGCCUAUUCCCCACCCCUGGGUCUGGAGUUUACAAUUCCUCUACCUCCAUCUCCCGUGGCGUCCCCAAUAGAAUGUUCUUCCCCAUUUGACCAAAAUGAGGCAGAAUGCUUUCCUUUCAAGGUACCACUCGCGCCGCCUACCAUGCGCACUCCCACUCCUGCUACGGAACCUGUCCUGGUCCCAAUGCCGCAAUCAAAGGCUGUUGAUGUAAGUGAGCCUGGCCCCGAGAUACCCGUGGUGACCCCGGAAGUAUGCACCACCCCGGAGCCAAAGGAUCAGCUGCCAUCUCCUACUACAUCUCCGACUUCUACUGUUCACAUUCCGUUGUCCGUGCCCCCCGAGAGCACAACCUCUUUCGACCAAUUUGCGACCCAAUACCGACGCUGCCAGCAGGCAGAGAUUGAGAAACAGGUCUUGGAACACCGCUUGAUAUCUACCAAAAUUUCGAUAUGUUUGUCUUCCCGGCUUUUGAGAACUGGAGCGAUUGUACAACGUGGUCUGGUAGAUGCUUUCAAACAUGGAGAUAAAACUGGCUUUGUGUCCAUUUACAACACGAUCCAUGAUAUCCAGGAGGCCUGUGAACUUGGCUCCAAUCGUUCCAUUAAUCGGCAACAGUCUUUCCCGGAGGAUCCUGCAAUUUCUUUACACGCUCAUCGGAUCCGUACUGCCAGUUUUAUGCACCAGCUUAGUCCUCAAAGUAGGAAGGAUCUCCUGGAAAUCCUAACUCAAGUCCGGACAAACCCACAGUUCCUGGCUGACUGUAUUACCGGCCUGCUUCCGUCACAACUUUCUUCACUCACUACUCCAAUCGGUUUUUCAGCCUACGGAGAUACCAUCUCAUCCCAUUCCACUGCACGGUCUCGGACUUCUGCUACUUUCGCGAAACGCGCAACGCCUAACUCUAUACCGUUCAAGGAACAUGCCUGGGCUCUUGAGCGGUCCGAUCCACUUUCUGCGCUUCUUUUCAAUGUGUUUGCUGUUCCCCUGGAUUGGCAGCCCGAGGAGUCAGUACUACGCCUGGAUGUUUGGUCCUCCACAUGCGCAAAGCUGCUAUCCUCCGGAGACAACAAAUAUUUGAAUGUCGUUGGUCAGGUGCUAUCCUACUGGUCAACUACCAGCUAUUGGCAAGCCCGCCAAAAGAUUGAACUUUAUCUUAUGGAUGUUUUGCAAAAAGGCGCAUUCCUCCUGGAAAAUAUUGAAAACCCGGCUUCCCAUUCCCUUGGAGUUGAGCCCCCGGACCCAUUACGGACAGAUGCGGCAGAGGAAUUCUUUGAAUCUGCAGUCCAAACUCUGUUUGAAGUUCUUGAUGAUUCGGAUGCUGGCCUUCCAUCUGCAGCCCUGGAGUUUUGCAAUGCUGUCUUGAAUAAACUGACCGAUGCUGAGACCCGUGAUCGCUUUUUGGAGUUUAUUUUCGUUCAAUGGUUUUUCUCUAGAUACCUUUACUACGCUUUGACUUUUCCAGAGGGCCAGAGUUUACUACUCGAUUUUCACAUUAGCAAAGAAGCUCGAGAGAAGCUUCUGAGUCAGAUAGCUUUACGCGCUCAGUCUCAGUUCUACCGGGUUUUACAUUCAGUGCCAGAGUUCUCUACCGUUAAUACACAGGUGAGACGACACGUCGACAACAUGAUCAAGAGGUGUCUAUACUCGUCUAACCAAGCACCGGUCGCUGGGUCACAUAUUCAAAAUGACCACACUGAUGAGCUUGACGAUUCGUCCAGCUUCCUCAUGCUAUGUGCCGCGGAUGUUAUCACUCUGAUGAAUGUUUUAUUCCCCAAAAAUGCAACCAGUCCCUCUGGUUCUCUGUCAUCCAAUUCCACACAACCAGGUCUGAGUUAUACACAGCAUAGCGGUCCACGACGGGCAGCUCUUCCUGCUCACUGGUCUGGCAGGAUCGAGACAGUUCUGGAGCGACCAAGUCCGCUAGAAUCAAUAAAACAGGAAAACACCCAACGAAAUCGUUACCAUCAGUAUCAUCCAUCCACAGAAGAUUGGACUUUGUUAGCAAUUUCCUCUGACAGAAAAUCAUUAUCGUGGAACACACCCAGCGGGAACUACUCUGGUAGUAUAUUUGAAGGUCUCUCUGACAGCGGCGAUCGAUCCGGAACAGUCCAACCGGAGGAAGACCACGAAGCACUCCAUGCCGCAAUACAAAAAUUGGUCAACGAGUCUGAGACUCUUCGUCGAUCAAGGACCUCCAGUACCUCUUUAGUACGCCAAAGCCAUUUCUUGUCAUUGAAAGAGAGAUUUGAUGCCGCGCGAUCAGUAUGUGAGAGUCGCUCGGAUUUCCUGGGUGCUCACUACUGGUGGACAGCAUCAACGCAGCUAAUGAGCCUUUCAAAAUCAGUCAAGUCACUGCAAAAUGACUCUUGGAUCCUUGGUCCUAUGCUCCAGACAUCAUACGAUUCAUUCUCUAGGUUCAAUACAAUAAUCCAUGAGUGUGAAGAAGGUCUCUUCACUUUGAGCCCUCGGGUCGAACAACUAAGGGAAUACAGUAGGAACAGUAUCGCCGGGAUGACCAAACUCAGGAAUAAGAUGUGGUACAUGACCGAUGUCAAGAAUUCGAUGCGAUAUGAAGAUGCGAAACAUGUGGCUCUUGCGCUGAAAACGAUGGUAUACCCUAAUCUGCAUCGAGACAACACCAAUGAAUAUCGCUCCCGCAAUGGAUCCAGGUACCUAGGCGGAUCCUUUCUACAGAAACCGGAAAUGCAGGUCAUGAAUGUGAUGAAAGCCUCGACAAGUCAGGGUGGCCCUAACAAAUUGAGCGAUGAGCAGGUUGAACUUACGCGGAAGUGGAUCUCUCAUCACGGUAUCGACAAUUUCUGCCGUGGUGAGGAGCGAAUCCAUCGGUUCUGCUAUGAGGUCAAAUCAAGUAUCAACAAGCUCGUUGGCGAUUCGAUGACGGAGACGCCAGUUCUCUGGGCGAGCGAACUAUUUCAAAGAGAGCGUGCAAAAUUCGAAGGGCCUAGCAAUAGAAGUUAUUCACACAUCCCGCCGACACCCGGGGCUCGACCGUCUAGUAUCAGCAGUGAGGAGGCACUCUUCGGCAUGCCUUACUCUAGCUUGAGUUUCCGCGGCGCAGAGUCAUUACGCCCGUCGGAUCCACCAUCAUUGAUACACCAAAGUCUGUCGUCAGAGAAGUGGAAGUACGCACGUAAGUUUGAAGUGGAUACUUUAUCAUCCUCCGGUGGCUCAAGUGGCAGAGCCGCAUCCAGCUCCACAACUGAGUCUUAUACUACGUUUUGGUCACCUUCUCAAACGCAGGCACAAUCUGCUGCUAGCGCUUCUAGCUUUCAGUCUCGGCCUCCAUCAAUGUUCAGCGAUGCGCCUGCGCCUCGUCGCACGGAUCGUGCUGUCCACGGCAAAACGGCAUUCUUAGAUGAUCUCAGACAGACAUUGACUAGUCUCUUGCUCAGUGACUUGGGAUCGCCGGUAUGGAGCUGCGGUAGCGAGACGGAUGCAUGGUUCAUUGGAUUCCUCAAUCAAGCACGGGUACAAAGACAGAUGGAUAAGCAAGCUCGGAUACAGAAGUUUCUGGCCGAAUCCGAAAAGUCAAUACAUCAACGUCUCGGAAGAUCGAGACAUGGCGAAAAUUAUAUGUCUCAUCAAAGAAGUUCAUCGGCUGAUCCAAUCUUAGUAAGUGUAUAUGACCCUCAUAAAACCACCAAUGAGGGUCCGUUCAACAAUGCUUUGGACGUACAACCAGCCAACGAGCCAGCCUUCGGCUACAAAUCCGCAUUCGCUCGGCUUUUGGAUGUGUUUUCACGCAACACCAACCCUUACGUGAAGCUCGGCGCUUUGAGGGAUUUGAGAGCACUGGUAGUGGCUUCUCUAGACAGGGAUGAUGAUCGGUCUCCAACACCGACACAGAAUUUUAUUAAUUCUCAAGGCAUUGCUGGUGCAGAGACUUUGAGGUUAAACCGUCAUAGCUUUACUGAAGGGCUCCUACAGCAUGACGACUCUUUCCGAACGCCUACAUCACCAGCACCAGAGUCCGUUGACUUGGAUUCUCACCCGUCAUAUGACCUGUUGAAUACAUCCGAAAGCCGUAUAAUAACGGCAAUCAAGGAUGUCUUGCGAGAGCUGCAACCGAAAACGUUAUUCCGUGAUCUUCAAUUCGUUUCAGCAUUUGUUCCCAGUGAAACAUUGAACAAGACAGACAGCGGAACGGCGUUCUUGCAAUUCGGGCUUGCAGCUCUGUCACUCAAGGAAGAUGUAUGUGCCAGCAUGGUCGAGCUGGCUGACAGGAUAGUGUCUCAAGAACUGAAUCGGCGCCACUCGCAACAGGCAUUUGAUUUCAUUUCUCGGACGCAAGACCCCAUUGAAGAUGCAGCCAGAAUGUGGAUCAUCACCGCCAAGGAAGGAUAUCCCGUGGCACAACGUGAACUUGCCAUUUUGUAUCUUACACAUCCAGAGAUACUUCCGCGAGUGACUUUACCCCUGACUCUUCCACGGGAUACUUUCAAGGCGGAGAUGAUGUACCGCCGUGAUAGGGAUUCCAAAUUCGAUCCACAAAGUAUGUGUUUGGCGCUGCACUGGAUGCAGCUGUCAGCCAGCGGUGGUGAUGAAUUGGCCAGGAAUCGUCUUCGCGAACGCGAAGAAUUUGAAUCCCUUGUUUGA